Scleropages formosus (Asian bonytongue) is the source of this 4919-nucleotide messenger RNA. RefSeq names its product ataxin-2-like protein. Gene Ontology annotation, biological process: cytoplasmic stress granule assembly. NCBI's taxonomy places the organism in Eukaryota, Metazoa, Chordata, Actinopteri, Osteoglossiformes, Osteoglossidae. Gene Ontology annotation, cellular component: cytoplasmic stress granule. The record is from RefSeq and is a predicted model, not a curated record. The transcript has 22 exons. Gene Ontology annotation, molecular function: mRNA binding. The coding region runs from base 482 to 3802 and encodes 1106 amino acids.
CACGCUCUCCCUUCUCUCCUUUUCACUUUCAGUGGCGCGCGGAGCGAGAGCUACGCAUACCUUGAGACGCGGUGACAGCGUUCACCUCGGAAGCGGAGGUACUGCUUAUUUUUGGUUAAUGUCGCUGACAUUAACGGAAUAAGUUGAGUUCGAAGCUGGAAGCAUCGAAAAGGAAGAACAAACCCCCGAUGAAAGGACCCACAAAAGCAGAAGGAAACCGUAGAGGGUAACGAGCUAAUUUGCGGGCCAGCACAGGUGGUCUGCGUGGAUUCACGAGAUUCUCAGCUAACAGGCAGGGGGUUCAGGCGUGUUUUUCAGAGGGAUCUUGUUUCAUUAGUAGCUAUUAUUAAUAGUUACUCUCUUCAGCUAUACCUAGAUAAAACAGCUCGUGUUGGUAACAGUUAAACAACUAGCUAGCUAGCGCGGACGAAGGAGGAUUAGGAAGAUCAUUUUGACUGAGGAGAAGCAACAGAACUCGGCCAUGUUGAAGCAGCAACAGCCCGGUUCCGGCGGGCGAAAAACCUCCAAUGGGAUCAUGGGCCAGAACAGCAUGCCUUCCUCUGCUUCGGGCAUGAGCAACAGGACAGCGAGUGGAAGGAGCCGAAACUCUGCGAAGCCGCCGUCCCAGUCGCCUGUAUAUGAAGGAGUGUACAAUAAUGCUAGGAUGCUGCACUACCUUACAGCUGUGGUGGGCUCAACUUGUGAUAUCAGGGUGAAGAACGGCAGUGUAUACGAGGGCAUCUUCAAGACCUUAAGUUCACGGUGCGAGCUGGCCGUGGAUGCGGUGCAUCGUCGCAGUGAAGAGGGCGGUGGCCCGUCGGCUCCUCCCAGGAGAGAAGACAUCACGGACACCAUGAUCUUCAGCCCAUCGGACCUGGUCACAAUGACCUGCAGGGACGUGGACCUCAAUUACGCCACUCGAGACAACUUCACGGACACAGCAAUCAGCUCUUCUCGGGUGAACGGGGAACACAAAGAGAAGGUGCUGCAGAGAUGGGAGGGAGGAGAUAGCAACGGCGAAAGUUACGACCUGGACACAGACGCGUCCAAUGGCUGGGACGCCAAUGAGAUGUUUCGCUUCAAUGAAGAGAACUAUGGUGUCAAGUCAACAUACGACUCCAGCCUCUCGUUAUAUACUGUGCCUCUAGAGAGAGGCAGCUCAGAGGGCUUCCGCCAAAGAGAGGCCCGUGCAGCGCGUCUGGCCAGCGAGAUCGAAUCAAGCCCGCAGUACCGGCAUCGCGUUGCCCUGGAAAAUGACGAUGGGAAGACGGAGGAAGAGCGUUUCAGUGCCGUUGUCCGAGAUCGAGAUGGGGUCGAUCGGGAGAGGGGCACGGAGAGCCCUCGGGAGAGGGGCAGAGACAGUCCGAACUGCGGCAGCAGGGAGGGAAAAUACAUUCCGCCACAAAGAGCCAGAGACAUGGGAGUGUCGGGCAUGAGAGGAGAGAGAGGAGAACGAGGGGGUGCCGCGUCUGGCUCAGCUUCUCACCCCAACAGAAUGGGGGGCUACCAUUCCAACAGACCCACGCCUUCAAGCUCCUCCCCCAGGCCGGCUCUGUCCUCCUCCAGCAGCCAGUCGACAUCGACGUCAGAAAGGAGUAGCCCUCUUUCCAGCAGAGGAGGGUACUCUCCGCAUCAUCCGCAGAACAGCCCUGGUGCGACUGCUGCAUACACCCCUCCCGCUUCUCUGAGUACCAAUAGUGGCGGCAACUUCGGCGGAGCGUUGUCUCGCCCCAGUGAGCCCUCUGUAGCGGCUACAGUGCCCUCGACGGUGUCUCCCAGCAGCCCACCUGCCCCUCAUGGGCAGCCCGUGUCACAUUCGUUGUCCCACCCUCACUCUCUGUCCGAAGCAGGUCGUUCGGUCAAUGGAGUGCCGUCCAGAACCUCUCCUAAAUCGCAGAGGUCGGUACAAAACAGACCUGCCCGGACGGCCAGUUCCCACACCACGUCGGCUGUGUCUCGCCCACCAAAAUCGGGGGUUUCCUCAGCGGAUGCCCCUCUUGCUGCUUCUCAGUUCCAAGACAAUGUACAGGUCUCCAUGACAACACAGAAACAAACUGGCCCAGCUCCUCUUUUCCCUGUAGAUGUGAAUGAGAUCCUUGGCUCUGCAGUCAAGGAAAGGCCAACCGAGAACGCAGUCAGUCCACAGGAUGGAAAAGGCUGCAAAGUUCCCUCGGUUCAACAGCGCUCACAAAUCGAAGAGCUUCGGAAAUUUGGGAAAGAAUUCAGGCUUCAGCCCAGCGGAGGAAGCUCCGGCAACAGCAGCACCGCAGCGGCAGCAUCCACGGAACCUCCACAGUCCGGUCCAGCCAAGCCUUCUCCGGCAGAGCCUACGUCUGCCCCUGAAUCCAAACACGCCGCAAGCCAGAAUCCCUCCCAGUCCCCUGCACCGCCCUCCUCCCCUGAGGAUCGGCCCAGAGACAAGGAGCCGGAGGGGGCGACCAGCGGUGCUGUGCCAGCAGCCCAAGCAGCAGCAGCAGCUUCAGAGAGGCAGUCUCCGGGAGCACCGCAGCCGGCCAGGACCCCGGGCGGCGAAGAAGCCAAGCCCGACGCUGCGGACAGGGUGGAGGGUGUGACUGACCAAGUGAAGAAAUCAACCCUGAACCCCAACGCCAAGGAGUUCAACCCCAACAAACCCCCCCUGACACUGUCGAAACCUACCUCAGCCCCCACCCCACCGCGCCCCACCCCCCAGAGUCCCUCGGUGGUCCUGCCACCACCUCCAGGGCAGGGACCCAUCUACAACUCCACCACCUACGUGUCCUACGUUCCCCAGAUGCAUCCCGUUCAGGCCCCUCCCAUGUACCAGUACACCAUGUCUGCAGUUAAUCAGGGGAAGUACUCCAGAGCAAAAGGAUCGGUGGUGGCCCCCCGCUCGGACCAUAGCUCCUCCGCACCUCCCAUGCUUCAAGCGGCGGCCUCGGCAGCUGGUCCCCCCUUGGUCGCCUCUCCUUACCCACAAUCCUACCUGCAAUACAACCCACAGCAGUACAGCCAGCAGGUCCUGCAGCCCAUGACGCCAUACCCAGGACAGGUAACCCACCCCCCUCCCCCUGGGAAGCAAGCUGUGCGUUUCCUCUCGUACCUGGGAGGCGUGUCUCAUGCUAACUGCACUCUCUCUCCUUCCCAGCCGAUGUACUCGGUGCUACAGGCUGGUGCUCGCAUGCUGGGCUCGGGGGGUGCGCACCCCCAGGCCCUGGCACCCCCUGGUGGCCCUCAGUUCCCAGGACAGGCAGAGGGACCUCAAGGACCACAGCAGGGACUGUAUGCUCCUCAGACGUUCCCACAUCACUCUGGAACCAUGCACCCUCCACAGCCCUCCAGCACCCCCACAGGCAGCCAGCCACCCCCCCAGCACACGGCCCCCAGCCCCGGCCAGUCUGCGCAGUCGGGCCCCCAGACUCAGUCUCUGUACCACUCUGGCCAGCUAUCUGCUACGACCCCUCCCACCAUGCCCCCGGGUCACAGCUCCCCCCAGGGCUCCUAUCCCCUUCAGGGCUACAGUCUGCACGGACCCCAGCCUAUUCCACACACCUAUCCAUCGAUUGGCCAGCUAGCGCAGGCCCACGUACCAGGCACUCUGUCAGCCCCCCACCACACGGGCACACAUGCCCCCCCUCCAGUGAUGCUGCUGCAUGCACCACCUCCCCAGCAGGGACCUGGGUCUGGCCCCCAGCACCCCCAGCAUGGACCACCUCCCCAGCAGGGCACCCAUCAGCACUAUGCCUACACCAUCUCCCAUCCCCAGGUUCCGGUCCAGGCGCACCCAUCCCAGCAGCUCCCCUUCCACCCCACUGGGAACUGAGCAUCAGCAGCGAGGGGGAGACGGGAAAGUGAAGGUGGAUGAAGAGCCGGGAAGGGAGAGGACACGUCCUUCCCUCGUGUCCGAACUCGUCUCUCUGCAGCGUCCGCUGUUCACUGUCUAGGAUGAAACGUGCCGUCUGGCAUCCACGACAACUACCCCACAUCUUCCAAAUCAUGUUUUUAAGGCGGCAGAAAUAGUUAUUUUAGACAAGAGAGGGAUGGAAAGGUCACAGGAUUGACGGAUUUUAGCUGGUGGUAAACACUGAAUCAAAGUGCAUUCAUUUCUUUUAACCAUCGAUGGAUAGGAGACCUGACGGAGGACAGAUGCGGACAUGGUCUCUCCUUGAGAGGGAACACACAUCUCUGUCAGAGAUUUUCGUGAGAGAAACGAGUCGUGCUGAUCAGCGUGUAAAGGGGAGGAAGACGGAGAUGGAAGGGAAGAAUCAUUGCAGGAAUAAAGAAUGUCUUUCUUUUUCAUUCUCCAUUUCCUCUCUUGUAGGUAAAACAAAAAAAUAAAAAAAAUACAAAAAAAUAUAAAAAAAAAAAUCACCCAAAAAAAUAAAAGUUUUAACAAAACUAAACUAUGGUGUACUAUUUAUUCUUCACUUGGCUACUAUUUAAAUUCCUUCAGUACUGACUACAGGAGCUUUUAAAUUCUUAGGUUUUGGCUGGACUGUUGGGGAGGCACAGGAACAGACUGAGAAAAGUGAUCCCAACCAGGAGCCGUGCAGUGCCGCUCGGUUCUGGAGCGGAGGAACAUUCGGACAGCGGGAACCCUAGAAAUUGAACUUGGACAACAAAAGUGAUACUUGGCUCUGAGCCAUUAAUGCAAUAAACUGGGUUAUUUGUGGGUUGGGUCACAGUGAUUCUAAGGAGGGUCUGGCAAGGUCUUGGGGGGGGCAGGAGUACAAAUGCAAUAAUUGUUCGGAGGUUUGAGGUCCAUGUCCUAGAGCAGUCUGCUAGUUUUAUUAACAUCCAAACUAAUACCAGCAUGUAUGUAUUGGGAAGAUGUUUUGCUUUGGCCCCACCUGAACUAUAGUUUGCUAAAAUAGCCAGUGGUGGGGUCUCCACCCUUCAAAUACCUUAUUGCUGCAGAGUCCAGUUGUCAUGGCAACUAU